Molecule: messenger RNA, 647 nt
Organism: Zea mays
Lineage: Eukaryota; Viridiplantae; Streptophyta; Magnoliopsida; Poales; Poaceae
Exons: 1
Coding region: 55-366 (103 amino acids)
Cellular component (GO): nucleosome
Molecular function (GO): DNA binding; protein heterodimerization activity; structural constituent of chromatin
Source: RefSeq, marked provisional
CAAAUCCCACAAUCUUCUUGUAGCACACCACUGUCUUCGUCCAACUCGGCGGCGAUGUCUGGGCGCGGCAAGGGCGGCAAGGGGCUGGGCAAGGGCGGCGCGAAACGCCACCGUAAGGUUCUCCGCGACAACAUCCAGGGUAUCACGAAGCCGGCAAUCCGGAGGCUGGCGAGGAGGGGCGGCGUGAAGCGUAUCUCCGGGCUUAUCUACGAGGAAACCCGCGGCGUGCUCAAGAUCUUCCUCGAGAAUGUCAUCCGCGACGCGGUCACCUACACCGAGCACGCUCGCCGCAAGACCGUCACCGCCAUGGAUGUUGUGUACGCCCUCAAGCGCCAGGGCCGCACUCUGUACGGGUUCGGUGGUUGAGCGCAUCUCUUCCCUCGUCUGCAGCGGCUGCCGGUGGCGUUUCCUCAGUUCCCUCUGCCUUGCUUGGCUUGAUGUAGAGAGUUAUCAGAUUAAAAUAUCUCUGAUGUGCUUCGUUAUUGGGUGGAAUCAUGUGUCCCAGCAGUGCUGGGAAAUCAAGAUCAAGAUGUAUCUUUCUUUGCAGUAAUGAAAUGUUAAAAUCGAGAUCAAGAUGUAUCUUUCUUUGCAGUAAAGAAACUUUGCUAUUGCGCCCACUGUUAGGCUAAUCACAAUGGAGGUUUCAU